CCGAACCAAAAGUCAAAAGAGUCUCCGACUCUCUGUGAACUUACCAAACAAGAGUCUCUCUCAGCACAUCGAAGGGUUAAUAGGUUUUGUCUGUUCGUCAAUGCUUGAGUUGUUUUGAUACGCAGCAGCCAUGGAUGUUGAUUCGCAACCAAUGAUGGAGGAGACCAUACUGGUCGGUGACGACCUAAUGAUGGGUCCUCCAUCUCCUGUCAUACCUCCUGAAAUUGCUUCACAUGUCCUUGAAGGUGUUGAGCUGUGCGAUGGUAUCUUGAGGAAUCUAUUCCUAUGCUUGCAAAUUAAUGAUAUUGAACCAUUUUGCCAAGAUGAGCUUGCCUUGUAUAGACAAUGUGCUGAAAACAGGGACAAGGUAUUGAGAGUAAGGCUUCAAGAGAGCGAGUACAAGUUAGGAUCGUCAAUGCCUAUUGAUCUUGCUAAGGACAGGGUUACUCAGCUUGAAGCUGAAGCCACAUCACUAGAGAGGCAUUUGAUUCUAGCAAGUGGAGCUGAGGGAAUCGAAGGAUUUCGUCAGAGAUGGAGUUUGCACGGUCGUAUGACGGAUACCAAAAAAAGACUGGAAUCACUGAAGCAAGGAAUGGAGAAUAGGAAAAAGGAGUCGUCACAUGAUCAAUCGGCCAAACCUUCUACUUGGAAAAGAUGGGUUCUUUGGUGAAGCUUUUCAUCAUUUUCCUAGCAUGCUCCAGAAGGAAUCAUACAUUCUAAACAAAUAAAAGUAUAAAACACUUAUAUGGUGCAGAUGCUUACCAUGUAAACCAUGUUUGGAUAUGGAAAGUAAAAAUAUUUACUCAAAGCAUCUCCUUAUAACUUGAAAGCAAGAAGAAAUUUACUCUAUAGAAUUUCCUUUUGUGGGU
Messenger RNA from Eruca vesicaria subsp. sativa (arugula), 869 nucleotides. Lineage: Eukaryota; Viridiplantae; Streptophyta; Magnoliopsida; Brassicales; Brassicaceae. The record is from the annotation of a GenBank genome assembly.